Molecule: messenger RNA, 6334 nt
Organism: Manis pentadactyla (Chinese pangolin)
Lineage: Eukaryota; Metazoa; Chordata; Mammalia; Pholidota; Manidae
Gene: DNMBP
Product: dynamin binding protein
Exons: 17
Coding region: 162-4895 (1577 amino acids)
Biological process (GO): intracellular signal transduction
Cellular component (GO): cytoplasm
Molecular function (GO): guanyl-nucleotide exchange factor activity; protein binding
Source: RefSeq, a predicted model, not a curated record
GCCCGGGCGGGAGGCGGGGGGCGGGGCGGCCGCGCUGAGUCACUCCGGAUUGACCCGCCCGCCGCUUCCAGGGGCGGAGGUGACAGCGGGCCCGGGACGGGCGGCCGCAGCUGCCCGCCGCGCCGAGGGACCGCCGGGCGGCGGAGAGCAGGUUAAAAGACAUGGAGGCUGGUUCAGUGGUUCGAGCCAUCUUUGACUUCUGCCCUAGUGUGUCGGAAGAACUGCCACUCUUUGUGGGGGAUGUUAUUGAGGUGUUAGCCGUGGUGGAUGAAUUUUGGCUGCUGGGAAAAAAGGAGGAUGUGACAGGACAGUUCCCCAGCAGUUUUGUGGAAAUUGUGACCAUUCCCAGUCUAAAAGAGGGAGAGAGGCUGUUUGUCUGUAUCUGUGAAUUUACAUCCCAAGAACUGAACAGUCUUCCCCUCCAUCGAGGUGACCUAGUGAUUCUCGAUGGCGCUCCCACGGCUGGCUGGCUGCAGGGCCGAAGCUGCUGGGGUGCCCGGGGCUUCUUCCCAUCCUCGUGUGUUCAGGAGCUCUGCCUGUCCUCACAAAGCCGGCAGCGGCACUCACACAGUGCCCUGCUCCAGCGCCCGGAGUGUUCAAUGGGGCAAGCCCGGGCACUGAUGGGGCUUUCCGCUCAGCUGGAGGAGGAACUGGACUUCAGGGAGGGGGAUGUGAUCACCAUUAUUGGAGUUCCUGAACCAGGCUGGUUUGAAGGGGAGUUAGAGGGCCGAAGAGGCAUUUUUCCAGAAGGUUUUGUAGAGCUUUUGGGGCCCCUGAGGACUGUGGAUGAGUUGGUAAGUUCUGCACAUCGCAAUGACUGCCUGAUGAAUGGGGAAAUCGAUGCCCCUGCAGAAGGGAGAGGGCCAGAAGAGGGUGAGGAGCAGCCGCCGGGGACCUACGGGCUUGCCCUCUACAGAUUCCAAGCCCUGGAGCCGAAUGAGCUGGAUUUUGAGGUCGGCGAUGAAAUCCGAAUUCUGGGGACCCUGGAAGAUGGCUGGCUAGAAGGAUCCCUGAAGGGCAGGACAGGCAUCUUUCCUUACCGGUUUGUAAAGUUAUGUUCUAAAACAAGAGUGGAGGACACCAUGGAUCUGCCACAGGAAAGCAGCUGUACCAAGACCCCUGAAACUUCUCUGGAUUAUUCAGAGAGCUCCUUAGUGGCGGAGGAACAAAGACACGAACCUCACGAGUAUAAAGCAGAGAAGUCCAACUGUGUUAUUUCUGAAACAUCCAUUUCUCCUUGUGAGCAUCUGACUUGUGAAUAUGAAGUAAACAGAGACCCUCAUCAGGAUGAGGGCUGCUCUGGAGGGCCCCCGAGAAGCCCAGGCGCAGGGCACCACCAGCCUCUUGCUAAAGACUUGUCCUCAAAGACUCCUCCGGAGGCAGUCAAUGGUGUUUCCUCCCACCCUCAGGUACCUUUUCAUCCCAAACUGCAGAAAAAACAGUAUUAUUCUACAGCAGGAAGCAGCCACCCAAGCUCAGAGCAGUGUUCUGACCUUCUUCCCCUAGAGGCGAGGACUGGAGACUACUCCAGCCUCCUUCCCAGAGGGACGCGCCUCCAGCCACGACCCCUUCAGAAGCCAGUGCCUCCCCUCCACAGCGGCUCUUCUCUUCCAGCCUCGGGGGCAGUCCGACCCAGCCAGUGGAGCUCUCAGCUCCAGGACUUGGCAAGGUGUGCUAAAAAGCACCACACACCCAAAGGAAAUGCUUCCAGCUUGUGUUCUGCAUCGGAGAUGAAGCCUGGUCUGCAGCACAAGGUGGCCGCUGUGGAAGCGAUGGCGCGUGCGCAGGGAGACGGCAGCACUGACCUGGAGUACAAGUUGACACAGCAGCUGAUAGAGUUUGAGAAGAGCUUGUCAGGGCCCAGCAUAGAACCAGAUAAAAUUUUGCGCCACUUUUCAAUCAUGGACUUUAACUCUGAGAAGGAUAUCGUCCGAGGUUCCUCAAAGCUAAUCUCUCAGCAGGAACUGCCGGAGAGGAGAAAGGCCCUAAGGCCACCACCCCCACGUCCCUGUACCCCACGAUCCACUUCUCCCCAUUUGCUAGUUGACCAGAACCUGAAGCCUGAACCACCCUUGACGGUGCGACCCUCUCGCCCAGCACCUCUGCCUCCCUUGGCACAGCAGAGAAUGACUGCGGUGUCCCCCAAGGUCCUCACCUAUGACUGUCCUGGCUCUGAGACCCUAGAAAAGGAGGGCCCUGAGAAUAUGGAAAAGACUCUGGAGCAGACUUCCCAGUGUCCCUUAGUAUUGGUGAGGAUCCAGGAAAUGGGACAGGACUUGGAUAUGUACGGCAGGGCUGCAGAAGAGCUAACCUUAAUGCUGGAAGAGAAGCAAGAGGAAUCGUUGAGGGCAGAGAGCCCGGAGAAUCUUGAGUUCUACGACAGUAACAUUGGAAGUUUGAAUAUGGAACUCCAGCAGCUUAGAGAAAUGACACUCCUCUCCUCCCAGUCUUCAUCACCAGUGGCCCCUUCUGGGUCUGCGUCCACUGAACACCCAGAGCAGAGGAUGCUGGAGAAGAGAGCCAAGGUGGUAGAAGAACUUCUUCAGACAGAAAGAGACUACAUUCGGGAUCUGGAAAUGUGUAUGGAGCGGAUCAUGGCACCCCUGCAGCAGGCCCAGGUACCAAACAUUGACUUUGAGGGACUUUUUGGAAAUAUGGAGAUGGUGAUUAAAGUCUCAAAGGAAUUACUGGCUGAUCUGGAGAUCAGCGAUGCUGUAGGACCUGUGUUUCUUGAUCACCGGGAUGAGCUUGAGGGAACGUACAAGGGUUACUGCCAGAAUCACGAUGAGGCCAUUGCACUGCUGGAAAUCUAUACGAAGGAUGAGAAGAUCCAGAAGCAUCUUCAGGACUUCUUGGCGGAUCUUAAGAGCCUGUACAAGGAGUGGGGAUGCACAAAUUAUAUUAACCUGGGCUCCUUCCUCAUCAAACCAGUGCAGAGGGUAAUGCGUUACCCACUGCUGCUGAUGGAAUUGCUGAAUUCCACCCCAGAUUCCCACCCGGAUAAAGUGCCUUUAACCAGUGCCGUUCUGGCAGUCAAGGAAAUCAAUGUGAACAUUAAUGAAUAUAAGCGUCGAAAGGACCUGGUCCUCAAGUACCGAAAGGGCGACGAAGACAGCCUGAGGGAGAAGAUCUCCAAGCUGAACAUCCACUCCAUCAUCAAGAAAUCCAAUCGUGUCAGCAGCCACCUGAAGCACCUCACCGGCUUUGCUCCACAGAUAAAAGAUGAAGCAUUUGAAGAAACAGAAAAGAACUUCCGAAUGCAAGAAAGAUUGAUCAAAUCUUUUAUCCGAGACCUGUCUCUCUACCUCCAGCAUAUCCGCGAAUCAGCAUGUGUGAAAGUGGUGGCUGCCAUGAGCAUGUGGGAUGUGUGCGUGGAGAAGGGACACAGAGACCUGGAGCAGUUCGAGAAGGUGCAUCGCUACAUCAGUGACCAGCUCUUCAGUAGUUUUAAGGAGAGGACACAGCGGCUUGUCAUCUCUCCCCUGAAUCAGUUACUGAGCAUGUUUACAGGGCCCCACAAGCUGGUCCAGAAACGCUUCGACAAGCUCUUGGACUUCUACAAGUGCACAGAGCGGGCCGAGAAGUUGAAGGAUAAGAGGACUCUGGAGGAGCUGCAGUCGGCCCGGAACAACUACGAGGCCCUGAACGCCCAGCUGCUGGACGAGCUGCCCAAGUUCCACCAGUAUGCCCAGGGCCUCUUCACCAACUGCGUCCACGGCUAUGCCGAGGCCCACUGCGACUUCGUGCGCCAGGCUCUGGAGCAGCUAGAGCCCCUGCUCUCAUUACUGAAAGUCGCCGGCAGAGAGGGAAACCUUAUUGCCGUCUUCCACGAAGAGCACAGCAGGGUUCUGCAGCAGCUCCAGCUUUUCACCUUCUUCCCAGAGCCUCUUCCAGCUGCCAAGAAACCAUUCGAGAGGAGGUCCAUGGACCACCAGUCUGCCCGAAAGCCCCUCCUGGGCCUGCCGAGUUAUAUGCUGCAGUCUGAAGAACUCCGGGCCUCCCUCCUGGCAAGGUAUCCCCCUGAAAAACUCUUUCAAGCAGAUCGGAACUUCAAUGCUGCUCAAGACUUGGAUGUGUCACUUCUGGAAGGUGACCUGGUGGGUGUGAUCAAGAAAAAGGACCCCAUGGGCAGUCAGAGCCGCUGGCUGAUUGACAACGGAGUCACCAAAGGCUUUGUGUACAGCUCCUUCCUGAAGCCCUACAAUGCUCGUCGCAGCCACUCCGACGUCUCUGUCGGCAGCCACUCCUCCACCGAGUCAGAGCAGAGCAGCUCCUCUCCCCGGUUCCCACGGCAGAGCAUCAGCGGCACCUUGACCGUCAACCCCAGCAGCAUGGCUGUGUCUUUUACCUCAGGGUCUUCCCAGAAACAGCCUCAAGAUGCAUCUUCCUUGAAGGAGCCUGACCAAGGAAGUCUCAGUGCAUCCUUAAACUUGGGUAGUGCAGAGAGCUGUCCUUCCAGAUGCCCUUCAGACCCAGACUCCCCCUCCCAGCCCAGGCCUUGGGGCUCUGCAGAUGCAGCCAGAGACGCUAACCAGCCCGCUCCAACCCUGAGGAGUUGCCGAAACCCCAGGCAUCCGGAAACGGCUGGCUACUCCGUACCGGGGCGAGAUGGGCAGGGUAAAGACCUCAUAAAAGGGUGUGCAAGAACAGCCCCGUCUCUGGAAGACAAGAAUGAGGAGCCAGAAAGCAGUGAGGCAGAAGGCAACCAGGUCUAUUUUGCUGUCUAUACCUUCAAUGCCCGGAACCCAAAUGAACUGAGUGUGUCAGCCAGAGAGAGACUCAAAAUCCUGGAGUUUAAAGAUGUUAUGGGAAAUACAGAGUGGUGGCUAGCGGAAGUUAAUGGGAAGAAGGGCUAUGUUCCAUCCAGUUAUAUCUGCAAAUCUGAGUACACCUGAACCUGCUCUGCCUCCCACUCAGCCUGCGCCCUCACUUCCCUUCUGAAGGGUUCUGCCGGCCCCUGCAAGGGACACAGGCCCUGUCUGCACCGCUUAACUGUGGCUCCGCAGGGCGCAAGAUGAGUCUUGUUCUCCUCCACUGGGUUGUCAGCCUUGAUGCUCACUAGAAUUUCUAGAACUGGAAAUGGACUCGGACUUGUGAUUCAGUGACCACAAGGAGAGCAGCAAGUCUCAGGGUCAGCCUCUGGAAAUGAGAAAUUUCCAAUCAGAAGACCAGGAUGCUAUGUCUGCUGGAAGCUGUGCGACAGCAGCGGAGGGUGUUGGCGAUGGUUGUACUGUGCUGAGUUUGGGGUGGCCUCAUGUUCCACGAUCAACAGGAACUGACGUGAAUGAAGAGAAUUACCUGGGCGCCCUUUCAGGCUGUGCCCCUGCCUUUGGCAAGGAGUUUGUUGAGAUGGUACCAAUCUCAUGUUUGAAAGCUUCAUGUCAAACACACACACACACACGCACGCACGCACGCACGCACGCACACACACACACACACACACACACACACACUUUCUAAAAGUUCCUAAAAUACUACCAUCUGUACUGCAUCUCCCCAGAUUGGUUAUGCUUUCUUUUCUCUUUUUAAAGAGCAUUUAGGGUCUUUAUAUUCCUUUGACCUUCAUCUGAAAGGUUCUCUUCCCUUUUAGGUACAGUUAUCUACACUUUUCUGACCAUCAUCUCUACUUUACACCAUCUAUGCCUGAUCAUCUGUCCUGGCCCUCUCCUGCAACACAAUAAAUGGUAGAUUUUCCUAGGAGCCCAGGAUCAGAGCAUCAGCCUUCCAUUAAAAGGAAUUGUGCUGCAAUGAGCUGAAACCAGUCCAACCUGGUUGGAAAACAAGACGUCUUUCCUUUCUCCAUCCAACCACACUACCAUCUACAGAUGCAGAAACCAUAACACAUGUAUCUUAUUUGAAUUAGGAUAAGCAGUCCCAGAAGUAGCUUGUCCUAGACUUGGAAAGAAGCAUUUUCUGUUCCACCACUAACCUCCAUGCUUAGAGACCAGAGUCUAAGCUGGACAGAUUCUAAAGUGCCUGGCUGUACCUCCCUCUGGCCUCGGGCAGAUAUCUACUAAUCCUUACCUGAACAAUCUCCCCCUGAAAGUUCUUUUCAAGCAGGGCUGCCCCAGAUAUGAAGCCUACCUUGAAACAGGGAACCAAGAAUUAUGUCCUGAGAAAGGGAAGUAAGAACAGCUUUACAAACCACUGCUUCCCCAGGUGCACCUUCGGCCUUAAAAUCCUGAUGAAUUGGGAGAUACCUGUGGAUGCCUCAGUCCCCACGUGUCCACAGGUUGGUCAGACAGCAGCAAUAUAAGUCCCUUGUGAAUAGUGUUUAUAUUGAGAGAUGUUUAUAUUUAAGUAGUCAUUUUAUAAAUAAAAGCAUUUCUAAGGA